GAGAUUGAGAUCUGAAUCACAGUUGUGUGCAUAAACCAAGAAACCCUAGUGUCACAUAUGUAUGCUUCACCCAUUUCAUUAUGCAUACAACUUAAAUAUCCCCAUUCCUCUCUCUCUCUCCCUCUCUCUCUCUCUCUCUGAUUACAUCUAUUCUUUUUUCUCUUUUGAGUAAUUCCUCUGUGCCUUCAUGCAUCAAACCAUGAGUAAUCAAACGAGGCCUCUGUUAUGGAGUCUCUCUCUUCCCCCUCUUGAAGCAGGGCAUCACGGCUGACCCUUUCCACUCUCUUUUUCCUACAAAAUUUUCUCGAGAAAAAGUAAGGUAGAAAAAACAAGAUUAGGCUCCGUUUCUUUUGUGGGUAAUUUUUUUUGAAGAUAUGGGUAGCGGAGAGAAGAGUCUGUUGAGUUUUAAUCUGCUGCAUCGGGCUCACCACCACCAUAAUCAAGGAGGAGGGAAGACACCGAAAGGGUUUAUUGCGAUAAAGGCGGGCCAUAUGGGAGAAGAACAGCAGAGAUUCGUGGUGCCUGUGAUGUACUUGAAUCACCCGUUGUUCAUGCAUUUGUUGAAAGAGGCAGAGGAAGAAUACGGAUUCGAUCAGAAGGGUACGAUCACCAUCCCUUGCCGCGUGGAGGAGUUCCGCUACGUUCAAGGUUUAAUUGAUAAGGAGCACCACCAACACCACCAUGUUGGUUGUUUUAGGGUUUGAGACUGUGGUGGUUGAAUCUGUAAAUUUUGACAACUUUUAGUCUCAUUUCGUUUAUGUUUUUCCAAGAUAUGCCAAGGUAAUUUUGGCAUGAUUAGGAUGAAGGCGAUAAUAGAAUAUUAGCAAUUAGUUGAG
Rhododendron vialii is the source of this 836-nucleotide messenger RNA. Its product is annotated as auxin-responsive protein SAUR32-like. The transcript is spliced from 2 exons. Lineage: Eukaryota; Viridiplantae; Streptophyta; Magnoliopsida; Ericales; Ericaceae. Bases 375 to 704 code for a protein of 109 amino acids. The record is from RefSeq and is a predicted model, not a curated record. Gene Ontology annotation, biological process: response to auxin.